Messenger RNA from Sesamum indicum (sesame), 881 nucleotides. RefSeq lists its product as uncharacterized. The record is from RefSeq and is a predicted model, not a curated record. Gene Ontology annotation, cellular component: RNA polymerase III complex. Lineage: Eukaryota; Viridiplantae; Streptophyta; Magnoliopsida; Lamiales; Pedaliaceae. Gene Ontology annotation, biological process: transcription by RNA polymerase III.
GGGUAGAAAUCUUUGUAUACACCAAAAAACUAGAGAGUACCAUCGUAAAUGGCCUUCAGAGGAAGGGGGCGGGGACGCGGUGGCUUCGGCGGUGGUGGAUUCCGACCGGCAAAGCAAGAGCCAUUGGAACUGUUUCCAGAAAUUGAGGGUUUGGGUACUGCAGAGUAUUCGACUGCUCAGAUUGAGUUGAUAAAAUGGUCUUCGGGUUUCCACAAGUACUGGAACUCCUCUCCUUAUUAUUACGAAGAUAGAACUGAACGUCCCGAGAAAGUAGACAAACCAGACAUAGAAAGAUAUUCGGAUAGGAAUUUGCAUGCAGGAAAGGUUAAACCACCACUCUGGCACUUCAUUAAACUGGAUGCAGAUCAUGUUCCGGCCGAGCUAGCUAGAGGUGAGAAGAAGCAAAAGCUUGUUAAGAGAGUUCGAUGGAACCCCGAAUCAGACUUGCAGAAACUGGAUCUCUUUGAGAAGCUUGAACAGAAGCAUCAGGGCCAAGAAGGAACUGAAAAGAAAGAAAAUGAAGAGGAAGAAGAAGAAGAUGGAGGAAAUGAAGAAGAUGAAGGAGAAUUCAGUGAUGAGGGCGAUUAUGAACAGGCUGAAUAUUGUGAUGAUGAUGAAGAUGAUUUCAAUAUGGCUGAUGACAACAAUGAUGAGCCGUUUUAUUGAGUUCUCAUUGUGGGAUUGCGUCACCCAAUUUGGUUCGAGUUGGAUCCUAUCUUGCAUCGGGUACAUUGUUCUAUUCUCCAUUCUCCCUCUCAGAGCAGGCAACAUCUUUCGAAUCUAGUUUAUUUAUUAAAACAAUUCCGAUAAUUGUAUUGCAGUAGUCUUGCGCGUAUAUUAGCCAAAAAAAAGAAGAGAAAAUUUUCAAAAAGUUGAUGCCA